Molecule: messenger RNA, 5926 nt
Organism: Gavialis gangeticus (Gharial)
Lineage: Eukaryota; Metazoa; Chordata; Crocodylia; Gavialidae
Gene: LAMC3
Product: laminin subunit gamma 3
Exons: 28
Coding region: 61-4782 (1573 amino acids)
Biological process (GO): axon guidance
Cellular component (GO): basement membrane
Molecular function (GO): extracellular matrix structural constituent
Source: RefSeq, a predicted model, not a curated record
GAGGCUCCAGAGACCGCUUCGGACACUGGGGAGGAAGCUGAGUGCCCUUGCUGGCUCGCCAUGCCGCAAGCCCCUGGCCUCUGCCUGCUGGCUGCUGCGCUGAGCCUGGGCCUGCGCCCUGCCACGGGGGGCAUGGACUCCUGCUACGAUGCGCAGGGGCGAGCCCGGCGCUGCAUGCCCGUCUUCGAGAACGCGGCGUUCGGCCGGGAGGUGCAGGUGACCAACACGUGCGGGUCCCCGCCAGAGGACUACUGCCUGCAGAUGGGCGACGGGCGCUCCACCCAGCUGUGCCGCCGCUGUGACAUGGGCGACCCCCUGCGCCACCAUAAUGCCACCUACCUGACCGACUUCCACAGCCAGGAAGAGAGCACCUGGUGGCAGAGCCAGUCCAUGGCCUUUGGGGUCCAGCACCCCAACUCUGUCAACAUCACCCUCUGCCUGGGGAAGUCGUACGAAAUCACCUACGUGCGGCUGAAGUUCCACACCAGCCGGCCGGAGAGCUUUGCCAUUUACAAGCGCAGCCGCGCCGGCGGGCCCUGGGUACCGUACCAAUACUACAGUGCUUCCUGCAGGAAGACGUACGGGAAACGGGAGAGGCAGUACCUGCGGCCCGGUGAGGACGAGCAUGUGGCCUUCUGCACUGAGGAGUUUAGCGACAUCUCCCCGCUGAGUGGAGGGAACGUGGCCUUCUCUACCUUGGAAGGCCGGCCCAGCGCCUACAGCUUUGACCAGAGCCUCGUUCUGCAGGACUGGGUGACUGUCACCGACCUGCUCAUCUCCUUGAACCGGCUCAACACAUUUGGGGAUGACAUCUUCAAGGACCCCAAGGUGCUGCAGUCCUACUACUAUGCCAUCACAGACUUCUCCGUAGGCGGCAGGUGCAAGUGCAAUGGCCAUGCCAGCGAGUGUGCCCCGAACGAGGCUGGGCAGCUGGCUUGCCUCUGCCAGCACAACACUACCGGCAUGGACUGUGAGCAGUGCCAGGCCUUCUACCAGGACCGGCCGUGGGCGCGCGGCACGGCGGAGUCUGCUAACGAAUGCCUCCCGUGCAACUGCAGCGGACACUCAGACCAAUGCUUCUAUGACCGGGAGCUGUACCGCAGCACUGGGCACGGCGGGCACUGCCGCCACUGCCGGGACAACACAGACGGGCCGCACUGCGAGCGCUGUCGGCCGAAUUUCUACCGCUGGGAUGGGUGGGCAGCCUGCCAGCCCUGCAGCUGCAACGUGGCAGGGUCCCUGCAGCUCCAGUGUGACAGCUCCGGAGCCUGCCCCUGCAAGGCCACCGUGACCGGCUGGAAGUGCGAGCGCUGCCAGGACGGUUUUCACUCCCUCAGUGAAGGGGGCUGCAGGCCCUGCGACUGUGAUCCCGCCGGCAGCGUGGGGAUGUGCGACUCCAACUCAGGGCGCUGCACCUGCAAGGAGAAGGUGGAAGGGCACCUGUGCAACAUAUGCCAGCCUGGCUCAUUUAACCUGCAGCCCCACAACCCCGCCGGCUGCACCAGCUGCUUCUGUUACGGCCACUCAAACGUGUGUACAGCGGCCGCCGGGUACGAGGUGCAUCGCAUCCACUCCGACUUCAGCCAAGGGCCUGAGGGCUGGAAAGCUGAGGCACCAGGUGGCAAGGAGACUCCUCUGCAUUGGGCCAAGGGGAAGAUCUACCUCGAGCAGGAGCCAGCGGAUUUCAUCGCGCCGGAGAAGUUUCUUCACAACCAGCACCUCAGCUACGGGCAGCUCCUCUCACUGCACAUCCGAGUGGAGGGGAACGAAACUGGACCCUUGGCGUUUCCCAUCGGGCUGGUCUUGGAGGGAGACGGCAUCGUGGUGUCGUCGAGCUCCUCGGCACCGCCAGGCGGGGACAGCCAGUCCCUCGCUGCCGAGCAUGAGGCCAUUUUCAGGCUCCAUGAGGUGGAGAUGGAGCCCUCGCUGUCAUCCUUCGACUUCCAGCACCUGCUUUCCAACCUGACUGCCCUCCGGAUCCAGGCUGGUAGCAGCCAGGCACCAUGCAGGGUCUCCUUGCACGAGGUCCGGCUCACCUCUGCUCGGCCGGGGCUCUCCUCGCCCGCGUCCUGGGUGGAAGACUGCGUCUGCCCGCAGGGCUAUGUCGGGCAGUUCUGCGAUUCCUGCGCACCUGGUUUCAAGAGAGAGGCUCCCUUCGGUGGGCCCUUCUCCAGUUGCAUCCCCUGCACCUGUAACCAGCACGGCAGCUGUGACCCCAACACAGGGCACUGCCAAUGCAUGCACCACACCGAGGGUCCCUCCUGCGAGCGCUGUGCCCCCGGCUUCCAUGGCAACCCCUUCGUGGGGCACAUCGAUGACUGCAAGCCAUGCCCGUGCCCCGGCGGGUCGCCCUGCACAGAGAUCCCGGAGAGCGGCGAGGUGGUGUGCACCCACUGCCCAUCGGGGCAGAGAGGCAGGCGCUGUGAACUCUGUGACGAUGGGUUUUUCGGUGACCCUGUGGGACGGGACGGCCCCAUCCACCCUUGCAGCCCCUGCCAGUGCAACGGAAAUGUGGACCCCAACGCCGUGGGCAACUGUAACCCUGUCUCUGGCCGGUGCUUGAGGUGCCUGUACAACACGACAGGAGAGCACUGCGAGAGGUGCCAGGAAGGCUUCUAUGGGAGCCCGCUGGCUAGCAGCCCCACCGGGAAGUGUGCCUCUUGCAGAUGUGAUCCUGGCGGUUCAGCCCAGGAGCUGGAGACCUGUGAUCCCAUCACUGGCCAGUGCCCUUGCCUCCCGCACGUGACUGGGCGAGACUGCAGCCGCUGCCAGCACGGAUACUAUGACCUGCAGCCAGGGACUGGAUGCAAGAGCUGCAAGUGCAACCUGGUGGGUUCCCAGGACAGCCAGUGCCACCUGCUCACGGGGCAGUGCCCCUGCCACCCGGGUGUGGAGGGGAGGCCAUGUGACCGCUGCCAGCCUGGCUUCUUUGGUUUCUCCAUGAAGGGCUGCCGAGCCUGCCACUGCUCCCCGCUGGGCUCCGCCACCCCCCAGUGCCACGAGAACAGCACGUGCAUCUGCAAGCGGGGUUUCAUGGGCUACAAGUGUGACCAGUGCCAGGUGAACUACUACUACGACCAGGAGCAGGCCCAGUGCCAGGAGUGUCCUGUCUGCUACAGCCUGGUGCAAGACGAGGCUGACAAGCUGAGGACCAAGCUGCAGAAGAUGGAGGAGUGGCUGCAGAAACCAGACUGCAGCAGCCCCCAGCCCCGUUCCCCAAUGCUGGGAGAGGAGCCGCGUGGAGACAGCCUCCCUAGUCGCUACCUGCUGCAAGGUGCCAAGGCGAUGUUCCUGGAGCAGGUGGCCCAGCUGGAGGGCUCGGUGAGCGCCGCGUGGGGUCGGCUGAGGAACGCCAGCGGGGCCGUGGGCUGUGCCAGCAGCGGGAGUGACAAAACCUGCAUCUUGCUGUCAGAGAUCAGCGCCGUGCUGCAGUCCGCGCAGCAGGAGAUCCAGCAGGCUGCCGACACGCUAGCGACAAUGGUUUUCCCUCAAGAGAUUUCAAAGGAGCCCACAAGCUGGGGCCGCCUGGCGCUGGAGUCCCGGGCGCUAGCGGAGAGCCACAGGGUGACAGCAGCACAGGUGGAGUCUGUAGCUAGGAGAGCGCUGCUGGCUUCCAAUGCCAGCUAUAUCCUGCUGCAGAGCAUCCUGGAGGACAGCUCAACCCUGGAGGCCAGGAGUGAACUGGAGGACAGGUACCAGGAAAUCCAGCAGGCCCAGGAAGAACUGGCUGCCAGUGCGCUGGAGGCAGUGACCGAAGCCAAGAAGGCCUUUACAUCCGUCCGUCAAGCCAAUGCAGACAUGGCCAAGAACCUGUCAUGGUGGAAAGCCCCAGAGCUGCCCCCCCUGACGCUACAAGCUGGAGCCCUCAAACGGGAGCUGGAGGAGCUGGAGCAGACGGUGGAGGAGAAGGGGCAUCUGGCUGUUGAAGCAUCCCAUGCUCUGGCAGCUGCCUCGCGCCUGGAGCUGCAGAAGGCUCUGCCGUUUGAGCAGCUGCGAGAGCAGGCAGAUGCAGCUCUGACCCUGGCAGUCUCUUCCAUGUCGCAUGGGAAGAACGUGGUUUCAGAAGCCAAAACCCUGCUGUCCAACCUGGAAGGGGCAAAGAAAGCGCUGGUGCGUCAGAGGAGCCAGGCCACCCUGAGUAGGAAGAUGGCGAUGGUCCGGGACAGAGCCAUCACCGAUGCCCAGAGGAAAAUCAAACAGGCAGAGAGGAUGCUAGGAAAUGGUCCAUCUGUUUCCGCCACGGCCAAGAAGACAGUCAUAGAAGUGGAGAGAGUCACAAGGGAGAGCACCAAGAGAGCACAGGCAUUGCUGAGGGAGGGGAAGCAGGAGCACAGGCAUAGCCGUGAGCUUGCCAAGCGCGUAAACCGGACCCUGCUGGAACUCUCCAGGCAGGAGCGGGCAUCUGAGAAGCUCUGGGGUGAGCUGGAGCAGGCCGGACAGGUGCAGCCGGAUGUCAGCGAUGCAGACAAGAGUCUCCGAGAAGCCCAGCGCUUGCUGGAGACGGACAUUCAGACCCUGAACAACCUGCUCAGCAGCCUGGAUGCCGCAGCCCCCAUGGAGGCCAUGCUCAAUGCCAGCCGCCUGCAGCUGGCCCAUCUCCGGCUGCGCCUUGCCGAGCCCAGCUCCCUAGCAAAGAAGCUGAGCUACCUGCAGCGGGAGGCAGAGCAGCAGCAGCAGCAGAUCGAGGCUUUCGAGAGCGACCUGGAGGAAGUCCUCGCCGACAAGCAGAACUUGGAGGCCAUCCUGCAGAGCUUGCCUGAGGGCUGCUCCAGCUGGCAGUGAGCAGAGAGCAGGCCCUGGCCCCGUGCAUGCCCCCACCCUCACCAGGAACGUCAGAGCCAAGAGCAUCCCGCUGGUGCUCCCAGGGGCACCUUGCACUUCUCCUGUGCUCCUUGUCCCAGCUUCCCAUCCAAUAACGUGUCACGGUCAAGGUGCCUGGUCCUUCCUUUCGAGGAGCUCGCUGGAACGACAAGCGCAGCCCCACGCUUCUCCCCAUGCCCCCUGGAACUGCGACUUGCAAAGCUGAAGCUUCUUUAUGCAGGACAUGGAGUGUGUGGGGAGCAGAGGACCAUCAUGCACCUCCCAGCCAGGUGCGCUGCUUUACCUGCCUUCCCCCAGCAAGCGUGGAACCCGGCGCAUGGAGAGGAUUGGAUACACCCAAAAUUGGGGAUAAAAAAUGGUGCCCUCCCAGUUUCUCCUGCACACGAGGCCUUCCCAUAUGUGUCAGAAGCUGGUCACUAUGGGUAGUGUCCUGCACUGGCUUUGGGCAUGGGGAUAUGAGCUGCUCUCAGCAGGGCUUCUUCAAAGGGAAGUCUGCAACCUGUCUGCUCCGGGAAAGGGAAGGUUAAUGGGCACUGGGGUGGGGGCAGAACAGGAGUCUUCCCUGGGCCUGGAGCAGCUGCGGGUGGCUAAAGUUGCUGGUUCUCCCCUCACCAUGUUCUGCCUUCUCCAAACCAGAGUGAGGCCAAUUGCAGAGAAGGCCCCUUUUGUGAUCUCCCUUGGGUUGGUUUUGCAUUGGCAUCACUCCUGAGUCCCGUUGCUGCCAGGAGGAGCAGCAUCGAGCCCUCAGAGGUGCUUAGCUUUUAAGUUCAUUCGAAUCGGCACUGGUGCCCUUCCCAGUGGGAAGCCAUGGACUCGUGUAAACCUACAAGUCCAACUGCUGGAGCGGGCUGUGGGGCCCUGUCUGGCAGUGAUGUACUUGGCCUGUUCCCUUCCCUGUCGGCCCUAGGAGAACACCUGGGCAUCUCCAAUCCAUGCACAAGCUCUCCUUUGUUGAUCUAAAUGUCAAGCUAUUGCCACGUGCCCGGCACAGAAGACGAUGUCAUUCUUGCUCCUUCCCUGCCUCUCUGCAGACCUGUUGUCUCAGCCGAUGCCACAUGUAGCUGUAUCCAUUUUAAAAAUCUUAAUAUAACACAUAGAUCACAAU